Molecule: messenger RNA, 1398 nt
Organism: Pseudovirgaria hyperparasitica
Lineage: Eukaryota; Fungi; Ascomycota; Dothideomycetes; Acrospermales; Acrospermaceae
Product: WD40 repeat-like protein
Exons: 3
Coding region: 1-1398 (465 amino acids)
Molecular function (GO): protein binding
Source: RefSeq, a predicted model, not a curated record
AUGUCGUCUCCUGGAGCUAAACAUCGUCUAGGUCGAGGAGGUCCCCCCGGAGGUCCUGCCACUCCGCAGCAAAAUCCUUCCAACCCAUAUCCUGCCUCGCCCACAGUUCCUAGGCCACCACCAACCCCGAGCCACCCAGCCAGCUAUCCGGGCAUUCGUCACCUCCCUGAUGUCGGGAAUACAUUGGCCGACUUGCAUCCCCAAGAUCUGCCAGACGAGCUGAAGCGGGAAGGCCAAGACUGGUUUGCUGUGUUCAACCCAAACACCAGGCGAUCCCUUGACAUUAACCUGAAACAUACCUUGCCACAUCAAAGUGUGGUUUGCUGCGUACGCUUCAGCCAUGAUGGCCGUAUGGUUGCGACGGGUUGCAACCGCUCAGCUCAGAUUUUCGAUGUCGAAUCUGGCAAUUUGAUCCAUCAUCUACAAGACACGUCUAUCAACGACGAGGGCGAUCUCUACAUCCGUAGCGUCUGCUUUAGCCCCGAUGGGAGGUUCCUCGCGACGGGUGCCGAGGACAAGGUCAUCAGGGUUUGGGAUAUUCACGCACACACCAUCAAAACCUCUUUCACCGGCCACGAGCAGGACAUAUACUCACUUGAGUUCUCUCGAAAUGGUCUGCUCAUUGCCUCUGGCAGUGGCGAUCGCACAGUCCGUCUUUGGGACCUCGAACAGGGCACUCAGAGAAUGCAAUUCACCAUUGAAGAUGGCGUCACCACUGUCGCCAUAUCCCCCGAUAACCGUUAUGUCGCUGCCGGAUCUCUUGACAAGAGUGUAAGGGUCUGGGACACGACCAGUGGGUCAUUGGUAGAGCGCCUUGAAGGUGAAAAUGGCCACAAGGACAGUGUCUACUCAGUGGCCUUUGCGCCAAACGGUCAUCAGCUUGUCAGUGGCAGUCUAGACAAGACCAUCAAGAUGUGGGACUUGAGUCAACCCGCACCCCGUCUCAUGCAACAUGCCGCGAGACCCAGUGGUAAAUGCACACGCACUUUCGAGGGACACAAGGACUUUGUGCUCUCUGUGGCUGAGACGCCUGAUGGCGCGUGGGUUCUUUCUGGCUCGAAAGAUCGUGGAGUCCAGUUCUGGGAUCCAAACACGGGCGUGGCGCAGCUCAUGCUUCAGGGACAUAAGAAUUCUGUGAUCUCAGUCGCUCCAAGUCCCAUCGGGGGCCUCUUCGCCACUGGCAGUGGUGACAUGCGUGCGCGCAUUUGGAGGUCAGUAAUUUCUUUACGUUCUGCCCUACAUUUCUUCCGAUCAUUAUCAUCGGCAUCACUACUUAUCUCCUUGCGAUUCUGUUUCCCUCUCUACCUUACGCCGCUCAAUCUUCCCCUUCCUAUUCUGUACAAGCGCCUCGACCCUGGCACAGCUACUUGUCAUCCUCGUCCCUGUCCAGCACGAUGA